CAAGGGAUGCAGAGAAUGAUGAGAAUGACAAAGGGGAUAAGAAAAAUAAGGGCACAUUUGAUGGCGAUAAAUUGGGAGAUCUGAAGGAGGAGGGGGAUGUGAUGGAUAAAACAAAUGGUUUGCCUGUGCAGAAUGGAAUCGACACGGAUGUCAAAGACUUCAGCCGUACACCUGGUAACUGCCAGAACUCUGCUAGUGAAGUGGAUCUUCUGGGUCCAAACCAGAACGGAUCAGAGGGCUUAGCGCAGCUGGCCAGUACUAACGGCGCCAAGCCGGUAGAGGAUUUCUCCAAUAUUGAGUCCCAGAGCGUCCCUCUGGAUCCCAUGGAGCACGUUGGCAUGGAGCCUCUUCAGUUCGAUUAUUCUGGCACCCAAGUACCUGUGGACUCGGCCGCAGCCACCGUGGGGCUCUUCGAUUACAAUUCCCAGCAGCAGUUGUUCCAAAGACCGAAUGCACUCGCUGUUCAGCAGCUAACGGCAGCGCAGCAGCAGCAGUACGCCUUGGCAGCUGCCCAUCAGCCUCACAUAGCAGGUUUAGCUCCUGCUGCCUUUGUCCCCAACCCGUACAUCAUCAGCGCCGCGCCCCCGGGAACAGAUCCGUACGCAGCCGGACUUGCAGCAGCUGCGACAUUAGGCCCCGCGGUGGUUCCUCACCAGUACUAUGGAGUUACGCCCUGGGGGGUUUACCCUGCCAGCCUCUUCCAGCAGCAAGCUGCCGCCGCCGCCGCCGCCACCAAUUCGGCAAACCAGCAGACCACUCAGCAAACCCAGCAGGGCCAGCAGCAGGUUCUCCGCGGAGGAGCCAGUCAGCGUCCCCUGACCCCCAACCAGAACCAGCAGGGACAGCAGACGGAUCCGCUGGUGGCCGCCGCAGCCGUCAAUUCUGCCCUUGCCUUUGGCCAGGGGCUGGCAGCAGGGAUGCCAGGUUACCCAGUGCUGGCUCCUGCUGCUUACUACGACCAAACGGGUGCUCUCGUGGUGAAUGCGGGGGCCAGGAAUGGCCUGGGGGCCCCCGUCCGUCUGGUGGCCCCCGCUCCAGUCAUCAUCAGCUCCUCCGCAGCGCAAGCAGCAGUUGCAGCGGCUGCAGCUUCGGCCAACGGUGCAGCGGGUGGCCUGGCAGGAACAACAAACGGACCAUUUCGCCCUCUAGGAACUCAGCAGCCCCAACCCCAGCCCCAGCAGCAGCCCACCAACAACCUGGCAUCCAGCUCGUUUUACGGCAACAACUCUCUCAGCAGCAAUUCCCAGAGCAGUUCCCUCUUUUCUCAGGGCUCUGCCCAGCCUGCCAACACUUCCCUGGGAUUCGGAAGCAGCAGCUCUCUCGGUGCCACGCUGGGGUCUGCGCUGGGAGGAUUUGGGACAGCAGUUGCUAACUCCAACACGGGCAGCGGCUCCCGCCGCCUUACGGGGAGCAGUGACCUGUACAAGAGGACAUCCAGCAGUUUGACACCUAUAGGACACAGUUUUUACAAUGGCCUUGGGUUUUCCUCCUCUCCUGGACCUGUGGGAAUGCCUCUGCCCAGCCAAGGACCUGGCCACUCUCAGACUCCGCCACCUUCCUUAUCUUCACAUGGAUCAUCUUCAAGUUUAAACCUGGGAGGGCUCACGAAUGGGAGCGGCCGCUACAUCUCGGCUGCUCCCGGCGCCGAAGCCAAGUACCGCAGCGCCAGCAGCGCCUCCAGCCUCUUCAGCCCCAGCAGCACCCUCUUCCCCUCGUCCCGCCUGCGCUACGGCAUGUCCGACGUCAUGCCCUCCGGCCGAAGCAGGCUGCUCGAAGAUUUCCGCAAUAACCGCUACCCCAAUUUACAGCUGAGGGAGAUUGCUGGGCACAUCAUGGAGUUCUCCCAGGAUCAGCAUGGAUCCAGGUUUAUUCAGCUGAAACUGGAGCGUGCUACCCCAGCGGAACGUCAGCUUGUGUUCAACGAGAUCCUCCAGGCAGCGUAUCAGUUGAUGGUCGAUGUCUUUGGAAACUACGUCAUCCAGAAGUUCUUUGAAUUUGGCAGCCUGGAACAGAAGCUGGCCUUGGCAGAACGUAUCCGUGGGCACGUGCUGUCCCUGGCUCUGCAGAUGUAUGGCUGUAGGGUGAUCCAGAAGGCCCUGGAGUUUAUUCCCCCAGACCAGCAGGUAAUUAACGAGAUGGUGCGGGAGCUGGAUGGCCAUGUCCUGAAGUGCGUGAAAGACCAGAACGGUAACCACGUGGUGCAGAAGUGUAUUGAGUGUGUGCAGCCCCAGUCCCUGCAGUUCAUCAUCGAUGCCUUUAAGGGACAGGUCUUUGCGUUGUCUACACAUCCGUAUGGCUGUCGUGUGAUCCAGAGGAUCCUCGAGCACUGUCUUCCUGAGCAGACCCUUCCCAUCUUGGAGGAACUUCACCAACACACCGAGCAGCUCGUUCAGGAUCAGUAUGGGAACUAUGUUAUCCAGCAUGUACUAGAACAUGGUCGGCCUGAGGAUAAGAGCAAGAUUGUAGCAGAAAUUAGAGGCAACGUGCUCGUGUUGAGUCAACAUAAAUUUGCUAGCAACGUGGUGGAGAAGUGCGUGACUCACGCCUCCCGCACGGAGCGCGCCAUGCUGAUCGAUGAGGUGUGCACUAUGAACGACGGCCCUCACAGUGCCUUAUACACCAUGAUGAAGGACCAGUACGCCAACUACGUGGUGCAGAAGAUGAUCGACGUGGCCGAACCAGCGCAGCGGAAGAUUGUCAUGCACAAG
Messenger RNA from Leptosomus discolor (cuckoo roller), 2708 nucleotides. The record is from RefSeq and is a predicted model, not a curated record. Lineage: Eukaryota; Metazoa; Chordata; Aves; Leptosomiformes; Leptosomidae.